UGAUACUGGGCUGUGGGACAGAGUACUUCAGUCACAGAAGCGCAGUGGCCCAGAAUGAUGCUGUUCAGCUCGAGUUCACUGCUCUGAAGGACAUGUGUUCCUGUCCCACCCUGGGCCAGCUCUAACAGGCGCACCCAUCCUGCCUGCUGCCUGCUCUUGCUGCACUGCUGAGUUCUCUGGAUGCUGAGCAAUGAACGGCACGGGCCCCAUGUGCAGAAGUGACAACACGGACAACCUGAGCUCGUGCACCAACAGCAGUGCAUGGUCCUACAGUGGUGUGGAUGCCGCAUCCUUCAUGCAUGUGUUCCCCUCCAUCUACGGUAUCAUCUGCACCAUCGGCGUGAUUGCCAACAGCCUGGUCAUCUAUGCAGUGGCCACAUGCAAGAAGAAGAUGGUUUCGGACAUAUACGUACUGAACCUGGCCAUCGCUGACAUGCUCUACCUAGUGGUCAUGCCAUUCACCAUCCACCAGCUGGUCCGUGAGCGCCAGUGGGUCUUUGGCAGCUUCAUGUGCCGGGCAGUCAUGGUGGUGGACGUGAGUAACCAGUUUACCACGGUGGGCAUCGUUACCGUGCUCUGCAUAGACAGGUACAUUGCCAUUGUCCACCCCACCUCAGAAAAGAGGACCAUUCGGUGGACAAUUGUCAUCAACGCCAUGGUGUGGGUGGGCAGCCUGCUGUCCUCCAUUCCGGUCAUGAUGUACACGAGAACUGUGCGCAGGAAGCAGAUGGAGGUGUGCAUCCUGGACCUCCCACAAGGCCCACAGGACAUGUAUUGGUACACACUCUACCAGUCCACUAUUGGCUUCAUCAUCCCUCUUAUCAUCAUCAGCACCUUCUACUCACUCACCCUUUACCAUGUCUUUCGCUCAGUGCGCCGGGUAAAGCGCAAGCAGUCGGUGUGGGCCAAGCGGGCCACCAAGACGGUGCUCAUGGUCAUUGCCAUCUUCCUCUUGUGCUGGUCACCCUACCACAUAAUCCAGGUGGUAAACCUGAGUGUGGCUCAGCCAACCAGCACGUUCAUCUAUGCCUACAAUAUCACCAUCUGUCUCAGCUACUCACACAGCUGCAUUAACCCACUCAUGCUGCUAAUGUUUGCGCAGAACUACCGCGAGCGAAUCUGCAGGAAGAAGGAGUUCCGCAGCAGCAACCAGAGCUCUUCGAAGACCACAGUGGUCAAGACUGAGGGUGGCACAACUGUCAUUGCUGACUCCAAUGAGAUCAGCACAGUCAUUUGA
This is a messenger RNA of Scleropages formosus (Asian bonytongue), 1237 nucleotides long. RefSeq names its product melanin concentrating hormone receptor 2b (gene mchr2b). The transcript is spliced from 2 exons. Gene Ontology annotation, molecular function: neuropeptide binding; G protein-coupled receptor activity. The record is from RefSeq and is a predicted model, not a curated record. Bases 191 to 1237 code for a protein of 348 amino acids. Gene Ontology annotation, cellular component: neuron projection; plasma membrane. NCBI's taxonomy places the organism in Eukaryota, Metazoa, Chordata, Actinopteri, Osteoglossiformes, Osteoglossidae. Gene Ontology annotation, biological process: neuropeptide signaling pathway.